GCUGGGCUUGGUUGUCAUGAGAGCGGCGGCUGCGGCCGGGGCGAUGGGCAGAGGCGGCCGGGUUGGCUUCUUCCCUGUCACUGCCGCAGCAGCUUGGGGUGCAAGGCGGCCUGGGGCGGCGGAAGGGGCGCCCCCUGAGUUCCGUCUGAGGAAGCGGCUGCUGCCGAGGAAGUCUACGAGAGCCGGAUCCCGCCCGCCCCUGGGGUCCGGGUGCUGAGGCGCAGUCUGGCCACCUCCCCGGGCCGCGGCACCGCUCCGACCCAGCCGCCCUCUCCACCGGGGCCGCGGCAGCGCCAGUCGGAGCCGUUCCCUCUGAGCAGCCCAAACGUGCAGAAUGCCCCACAAGAUUGGAUUUGUAGUUGUCAGCUCAUCUGGACACGAAGACGGCUUCAGUGCCCGGGAGCUCAUGAUCCACGCGCCAACCGUCAGUGGGUGGCGGUCACCUAGAUUUUGCCAAUUUCCACAAGAAAUUGUCCUUCAAAUGGUGGAGAGAUGUCGAAUAAGGAAACUACAGUUACUUGCUCACCAGUAUAUGAUUUCAAGUAAAAUUGAGUUCUACAUUAGUGAAAGCUUACCUGAAUAUUUUGCACCCUAUCAAGCAGAGCGGUUUCGAAGACUUGGCUACGUGUCUCUCUGUGAUAAUGAAAAGACAGGUUGCAAAGCCCGGGAACUAAAAUCAGUUUAUGUGGAUGCAGUAGGACAAUUUCUUAAACUGAUUUUUCACCAAAACCAUGUCAACAAAUACAACAUAUAUAAUCAGGUUGCUUUGGUUGCCAUAAAUAUCAUUGGAGACCCUGCAGAUUUCAGUGAUGAAAGCAAUACUGCCUCUCGAGAGAAGUUGAUUGACCACUACCUUGGGCACAACAGUGAGGACCCUGCUCUAGAAGGAACUUAUGCCAGGAAAUCUGACUCCAUUUCUCCACUAGAUGACUUAGCUUUUGAUAUGUACCAAGAUCCAGAAGUUGCACAGAUUAUACGAAAAUUAGAUGAAAGAAAACGAGAAGCUGUCCAAAAAGAACGCUAUGAUUAUGCCAAGAAACUAAAACAAGCUAUUGCUGAUUUGCAAAAGGUUGGUGAGCGCCUUGGGAGGUAUGAGGUAGAGAAACGCUGUGCCGUGGAGAAGGAAGACUACGAUCUCGCCAAGGAGAAGAAGCAGCAGAUGGAGCAGUAUCGCGCCGAGGUGUACGAGCAGCUGGAGCUGCACAGCCUCCUGGAUGCCGAGCUGAUGCGAAGACCUUUUGAUUUGCCCCUCCAGCCCCUCGCUCGUUCUGGCAGUCCUCGCCACCAAAAGCCAAUGCCCUUACUACCACAACUGGAAGAAAGAGGAACAGAAAACCAGUUUGCAGAACCUUUCCUUCAGGAAAAGCCUUCAUCAUAUUCUCUAACUAUUUCUCCUCAGCAUUCUGCAGUAGACCAGUUACUCCCUGCCACAGAUCCUCAUCCAAAGAUCAAUGCAGAGUCCCUGCCCUACGAUGAACGGCCUCUUCCAGCUAUUCGUAAGCAUCAUGGGGAGGCAGUGGUGGAGCCGGAAAUGAGUGAUGCAGACAUCAGCAAUGCUCGGAGGGGAGGCAUGUUAGGGGAGCCAGAGCCCUUAACUGAGAAGGCCUUGAGAGAAGCCAGCUCUGCCAUCGAUGUGUUGGGAGAAACCUUGGUUGCUGGGGCCUAUUCUAAGACAUGGUCCUACCGAGAGGAUGCACUGCUUGCCUUGUUUAAGAAGUUGAUGGAAAUGCCUGUUGGAACCCCAAAAGAAGAUUUAAAGAACACACUGAGAGCAUCCGUCUUUCUCAUUAGAAGAGCCAUAAAGGACAUUGUGACCUCCGUCUUUCAGUCUUCUUUGAAAUUGUUGAAAAUGAUCAUUACACAAUAUAUUCCUAAACAUAAACUGAAUAAACUUGAAACAGCUCACUGUGUGGAGAGGACCAUUCCCGUUUUGCUCACCAGAACUGGAGAUUCUUCUGCCCGCCUCCGCGUCACAGCUGCAAAUUUUAUUCAGGAAAUGGCCUUGUUUAAAGAAGUUAAGUCUCUCCAAAUUAUUCCAUCCUACCUGGUGCAGCCAUUGAAAGCAAACUCUUCAGUUCACCUGGCAAUGAGUCAGAUGGGCCUCCUGGCCCGGCUGCUGAAAGACCUGGGCACUGGCAGCUCGGGCUUCACCAUUGACAACGUGAUGAAGUUUUCAGUGAGUGCCCUGGAGCAUAGAGUGUAUGAGGUCCGCGAGACGGCGGUUAGAAUUAUUUUGGACAUGUACAGACAGCACCAGGCUUCCAUCCUGGAGUACCUUCCUCCAGACGACAGCAACACACGCAAGAACAUUCUCUACAAAACAAUUUUUGAGGGAUUUGCUAAAAUAGAUGGCAGACCUACAGAUGCUGAGAUGAGGGCACGGAGAAAAGCGGCUACAGAAGAAGCAGAAAAACAAAAGAAAGAAGAAAUAAAAGCUUUACAAGGGCAGCUGGCAGCACUGAAAGAAAUUCAGGCUGAAGUUCAGGAAAAAGAAAGUGAUGCUGUGAAGCCAAAGAAUCAGGACACUCAAAGAGGGAAAGCAGCACCUGCCGAAGCUCUGGGAAUCCUGGAUGAGCAUUAUCUGGAUAAUUUGUGUAUUUUUUGUGGGGAAAGGAGUGAAUCCUUCACAGAGGAAGGUCUGGAUCUCCACUACUGGAAGCACUGUCUCAUGCUGACAAGAUGUGACCACUGCAAACAGGUGGUCGAGAUAUCCAGUCUGACGGAGCACUUGCUGGUGGAAUGUGACCAAAAAGACGGGUUUGGAAAGUGUUACCGUUGCAGUGAGGCUGUUUUCAAGGAAGAGCUGCCCAGACACAUAAAAAACAAGGAUUGCAACCCUGCCAAACCAGAGAAGCUGGCAAACCGGUGUCCUCUGUGCCAUGAGAACUUCAGCCCUGGAGAAGAGGCAUGGAAAGCUCACCUGAUGGGUCCAGCCGGCUGCAGCAUGAACCUGCGCAAGACACACAUUCUGCAGAAGGCCCCGGCACUGCAGCCAGGCAAAAGCUCAGCUGUGGCCACAUCAGGCCCCUCGGGGUCAAAGGCCGGAAGCAAGAUCCCCACCCCGAAGGGCGGACUGAGCAAGAGCUCCAGCAGGACGCACGCCAAGUGCUGACGUGGUGCUCAGGCUCCUUUGUCUCUGUAAGGGACGGAGCAGGUCUCCUGAUUCUACACCAUUUGUCCAGAACUCUCUGGCUUUGGUGAACCCAUGCUUUGGCUGCUGUCCCCAGCUCCCAGUCGUGCAUGCCUCUUACAUGUCUGUGCCGUCAGCUUUCAUGCAAAUGAUAUGUAUGGAACUAACCAAAGAUCCUGUGUGCAGCGCCAGGACCUGGCCACACUGUACAUUAAGCCUUCAGGGCUGUCUCAGGCCUUCCUUAGAAUCAGAAGAGGAAGCGUCCUGUUUGGAGAGAGCUGGAGAGCACCACCCAGGAGGCGCUAGCGCAAGGCCACCGUCAGCACAGGCACGGUCCCGCUUUCCUUAGUGCUUGGAGCAAUUUCCAUAAAAUAUUCACCAGAAACCUUUUGCACAUCGGUCUCUGCCACACGCAGUAGAAUUUCCGCAGGGCUGUGGCUCGGCCAGCAUGGUUCCAGAAGAGUGGCGGUGCACAUGGGCCUCCAGCCGUGCCUUCUCCCUGCAGGCCCCAUCUGCUGGGCCUGCUGCCCAGUGCACUCAGUCCCGGGUAGCAGAACUCACAUUCCUACUAUAGCAAGAAAUAAAGGCAAAAGAGAACAUCUCUUUUUAAAUCGUAGUUUUUUUGAGAAUUGGUCCCACCUCAGCCGCACCUUGCUGGAUGCUUCUCCAGUAGUGCUGCCUCUGUGACAGGCGUCAGCUCCCUGCUGGAACUGAGGUAGACACAGGUGUGGGCCCUUCCCGUGCCUUCGCUCAGAGGCGCUUCACAUUCUCCACACUUUCAAAUUCCUAAAGACAUGUGGAGGAAGUCACUGUUAAAUGAAUUUCCACCUGAUCACCCUGUGUUCACAGCAGGCAGAAGCCCACUGGUAUGGGCCUCCCGCCCCUUCCACAUCCACGUUAUGAUUGGAUCCGUAAGUUUACUUUCUUCAAACAGUUGAUAGGAUGUUUAAAACACCAUCACAUUGCUUAAAAUGAUGAAACCAACCCUCAAAAAACAGUCUCCUAACCAGCCAUCCCCUCCUGUGGGAGUGAGCUGGGGGUUUUGUCCAUUGCUUUGGUUGGGCCUGUGUCACAUCCAGGCAGCCAUGUGGAGGGAGUCAGGGUCUGUCUGGAAGCAUCCACCCUCUCGCUGCCCCAGCCUGUGUUCCCAGGGGCCUAGGCUACCACGGACUGAAGGGCAGUCCCCUCCCACCCGGUGCCCAGGGCUGGUGUUGCAUGGGCAGACUUCAACAAUGAUAGAAAGGUUUGGGUUGAUGGAGUUUGUAUUAAUGCAAUUAGUAUAUAAAUAUGUUUUAAUUGCUAACCGUGUGAAACAACAAAAUAUCUAAAAACUAAUCCCUAUUUGAAUAAUGUACUCCCUGGCCUGGAUACAUUAAUAACCAUGAAUUUGCAUGAAUUAAUCUCCACGUUUGGUAAACUAAUACCUCUGGUUGACUCAGAAUACUGAGUAAGAUAUAAGACCUACCAAGAACCUUUAAGAAUAUGCUCUGCUAAAUGUUGUUUGUCUGUUCAAGACGGAGUCUCACUCUGUCACCGGGGCUGGAGUGCAAUGGCGUGAUCUUGGCUCACAGCAACCUCCGCCUCCUGGGUUCAAGCAAUUCUCCUGCCUCAGCCUCCCUAGUAGCUGGGAUUACAGGUGCACACCACCAUGCUCGGCUAAUUUUUUGUAUUUUUAGUAGAGAUGGGGUUUCACCAUGUUGGCCAGGCUGGUCUCAAACUCCUCACCUCAUGAUCUGACCACCUCAGCCUCCCAAAGUGCUGGGAUUACAGGUGUGAUCCACCAUGCCCAGGUUAAAUGUGUUUAAAGUAUAAGGAGAGAGGAGGCUGGGUGUGGUGGCUCACGCAGUAAUCCCAACACCUUGGGAGGCUGAGGCGGGCGGACCACCUGAGGUCAGGUGUUCGAGACCAGCCUGGCCAACAUGGUGAAACCCCAUCUCUACUAAAAAUACAAAAAUUAGCCAGGCGUGGUGGCCUGUAGUCCCAGCUACUGGAGAGGCUGAGGCAGGAAAAUCGCUUGAACCCUGGAGGUGGAGGUUGCAUUGAGCCCACAUCAUGCCACUGCACUCCAGCCCAGGUGACAGAGCAAGACUCCGUCUCAAAAAAAAAAAAAAAGUAUAAAGAGAGAAAUAACUUUAAAGUUUAUAGACAAAACAGAGUAUAGAUACCAAGAUGUCUGUAAAAUGAUUUUUUCUGGUUUCAAAGAGAUGUUGGCCAUUAAAAAUACAGACAAAACACUUCUUUAAACAAAAUAAGAAUGAGAAAAGUUAACCAAGGAAUUAUUCUUUUCUCACCAAUCAACACUUUUAAGAAAUACAUAUAUAUACACAUAUAUACAUGUUUUCUAUAUGUUGUAACUUAAAGAAAAUAUUUAUAAAAACACUUCAUUUUUAGUGAUUGACAAGCAAACUUGGGUUCAUUUAAAACAGAUUCCUCUUUUGUUAGUUACAGAAGAAUCGUGGGGUUUUUUUUGUUUUUUUUUUGGUUUUUUUUGCAGGGGUGGUGGGGUUUGAGACGGAGUCUUGCUCUGUUGCCCAAGCUGGAGUGCAGUGGCGCAAUCUUCGCCCCCUGCAACUUCCACCUCCCGGGUUCAAGCGAUUCUCCUGCCUCAGCCUCCCGAGUAGCUGGGAUUACAGGCGUGCAUCACCACGCCUGGCUAAUUUUUUUGUAUUUUUAGUAGAGACGAGGUUUCACCAUAUUGGCCAGGCUGGUCUCAAACUCCUGACCUUGUGAUCCACCCACCUCAGCCUCCCAAAGUGCUGAGAUUACAGGCGUGAGCCACCGCGCCUGGCCCAAUCGUGUGUUUUUGUUGAAAUGAUCCUACCAGCGAUUAGUGGCUAUCGAGAGUUUUACAGGGUUAUAUAUUUUUAAGGGACCAAGAAUCAAGUACAAAAAAAUUUAAAAGGAACUGUAAAAUCCCUUGGUCAUUCAUAAAUAAAUAUCUAAAUUAGGAAUACUACUUAAUAAUUGAAUUUUCACUCAUGAGUAUGUUCUGAAUAUUUAAUAUUUAUUUCUAUUAAUUUCGUAUGUUAAGAUACUCCAUUAAAUCUAAUUUAAAAGGAUUGUAUGUAUAAAUUGGCAUUAGGAUACAAAUGUAAAUAUUUUUAAUGAAAUUUUGCAACUUUUUAAUAUUUUAACAUAGUUUUCUAUUUGUCUUUAUUUCAAGUACCAGAAUUACAAAAUAUCUAAGUAAUAUAUUUUUGUUGUUGUUUUGGGCUUAAGGGUUCAUUCACCCUGAGUAUAUUAAUAUAAUAAAAAGAUCACUAAA
Messenger RNA from Nomascus leucogenys (northern white-cheeked gibbon), 6395 nucleotides. It is a transcript of the gene CEP104, whose product is annotated as centrosomal protein 104. Gene Ontology annotation, cellular component: cilium. NCBI's taxonomy places the organism in Eukaryota, Metazoa, Chordata, Mammalia, Primates, Hylobatidae. The record is from RefSeq and is a predicted model, not a curated record.